GAGCUGUCUGGCAAUACAGGAUCACUGCGAUAUAUGUCCCCAGAAGUCGCCCGAAGUGAGCCUUACAAUCUUACAGCGGACGUGUAUUCGUUUGGACUCCUUUUAUGGCAGGUUUGUUCACUGGAUCUUCCCUACGAUGGUAUGAACCGACAAGAUCAUUCCGAGCUAGUGGUGCAUGGCAAUGAGCGACCGCAAUUAGAUUCGAGUUGGAGCACUCCCUUGCGAAUAUUGAUGAAGCGAGCUUGGGAGCCAGAUCCA
Molecule: messenger RNA, 258 nt
Organism: Phaeodactylum tricornutum CCAP 1055/1
Lineage: Eukaryota; Bacillariophyta; Bacillariophyceae; Surirellales; Neidiaceae
Exons: 1
Biological process (GO): protein phosphorylation
Molecular function (GO): protein kinase activity; ATP binding
Source: RefSeq, a predicted model, not a curated record